Salmo salar (Atlantic salmon) is the source of this 4115-nucleotide messenger RNA. RefSeq names its product reticulon 4 (gene rtn4). Gene Ontology annotation, biological process: brain development; endoplasmic reticulum tubular network formation; neuron differentiation. Gene Ontology annotation, cellular component: endoplasmic reticulum membrane; neuron projection; postsynaptic density. The record is from RefSeq and is marked validated. Lineage: Eukaryota; Metazoa; Chordata; Actinopteri; Salmoniformes; Salmonidae.
UCUUGUUUCUCGGUUUCAACAUUCUGGUAGGACGCAUGAGAGCGGAUUGUUCUGUGGCAGUGGUCGUGGCGCAUUUCUGUUACUUUAGUUUAUUCGGCUCUUGAAGGUAGUCAACGACCGUAUUGUAUUGUUUGUUAGAGGUAUUUUGGAAUUUUUGAGUGUAGUUAGUUAUUUUGGGAACUUGCCCUCCAAAGUAUUAACUUUUUACGCAGAUAACCGGCAAUUAGAUGGAAGACAGUGAACAAGUAGUAUCGUCCACAACUCCGUCUGAAGACGAAAUGAGAAGCUACAGACAAUUCGGGAAUCAUUAUGGCAACGAGGCCACAGCUAAAGUUGGCAAAGAUGAUAUUCUAGACUUAGUUGGUGGAGCACAGGAUGCUAUUGAGAGGCACAUGGCUUCUUACCCCGAUGAUUUAAAAGAAUUUACGGAGGAAGCAAAGGAACAACUGACAAAAAAGGUGAUUUCAGAUAUAACUCCAUCAGAUGAAGAACAGGAGGAAGAGGUGACUGACACAUUUUCAGAAGCUGAACCAGUGAUUGUUAAUCCUUUGGAAGCGGACUAUUUGCCAGAACUCAUAAGGCCAGAUCCCCCAAAAGCACCUCAAGAAGAAGCACCAGCCCCAGUCGUAGAAUCCGCUCCAGUAGUAGAAGUGCUCCCCGAAGCGGCUCCAGAGAAAGAAGCGAUUGCGGCUCCUCCAGCACCAUCCCGUGUACUUCAACGUUGGAACCUAGACAAGAGAGAUGAACAUUUUCUUCCUUCUACUCCGCUGCAACCUCUGAUGCAAUUCCCAAAAGAACUUGGGCAGAAGGGUGAUUCCCCUGCUCCCAUCUCCCCCCUCUCUCCUCUUCACUCUCCUGACUCUCUGGAGGACCUCUCUUUGUCAGAGAGUCCAAAUCCAACGUCUGCUCCAUUGGGCUUCUCUUCUUGGCCUUCAACUGAGCCUCCCAAAAUACAGACCAAGGAUAUGCCUUGUGAUGAAGAGGGUAACACCAGAUUAGGCUUUAUUAAGAACGAUGAGGAUAUCGUGAAAGGGUUAGAAGCUGCUUCCUACACUCAAAGUAAACAUGAUCAAAACAUUUGCUCGGAGAGAGAUGUAAGGCCCAAGUCUCUGUGUGAAGACAGUGGGGUUGUCUCUCCUGAAGAGCAGAUUUGUAGCUCAGUCAGGUCUGCUACUCCUUCCCAGUCCCCCCAAAAUCCCCCGAUGACCCCUGAAUCUUACAUUGCACCUGCCUCCUCUACCCCAAUAGAACACUGGGAUUCUCCAUCCCAAGCUUCUCAAGAGAACACAAGGGCCUCCAUGGAUAUGUUCUCCAAGGACUCAGCCUCCAGAGGCUCCUCUGGGUAUGUGCCAGAUAUGCUUGGCCAACCAGAUGAUGACUUAAUGUUUGAGUUGAAGAAAAAUCCAUUCCAAGGCUUCUCACCUGUAGCAGAUGCUGGGUUCUCCCAUUUUGGGGAUACCACUUCUGACAGCAUGGCAGCUAAAAUGUCUGAGAGUCCCACUCCAGACCUGGUCCAGUAUGGCCAGGCUGGAGACUCCCAAGAUGGCAGCCCACCAUCAUAUUAUGAUGAGACAAAAACGUACGUGUCUGUCAAGAUGGCUGCGGACUCACUCAUGGAGCCACUCAAUCAGUUCUCAACCACCCCAAAAGAGAGCGAAGACUCUGCACCUCCAUCUCUCCCAGAUAUCUUAAAGCCCUUCCCUCUGAACCCUGACAAAGUGGACUCUGGCUCUUCUGAAGGAAGCACUGAGCCGAGCCCUGCUCCUGUCCGGAAGAUAGUUGAGUCACCCACUGUCCCUGUCACUCUGUCAGCCACAAAUCCCUUUGCUUUCGAUUCCAAAGCUUUACUGCUAAAGGAGCUGACUGAGGAGACUGAAGCAAGAUUAGCGGUGAAGACUGAAGAUAAAGGCUUUAGUGCCUUUGACCUUGUAAAGGAGGCAGGGACCACACCCCAGAGCAAACAACCUGUCCAGAUAGAACAAAAAGAUUGGAUGUUUUCCAGUCAAGAUUCACCCAAAAUAGUGAACAAAUUAGAGCCUCUUAAUAUCCAGACUAGAAAGACCCCUGAAGAUUCUGAUUCCGAGAGUCCGUCCGCAGACUCUCUGUCCCCUGUUCUGGAAGCAAUGGCCAAGAAUCCUGCAAGUUUCCAAGUGGAGACUGAGAAUGAUGACAUGAAAGCGGAAGAGCCAGAGGCAGUAGAGGAGAACUCUGAGCCUGAAGUCUCCUCGGAAGAGUUUGAGUUCAUCGAAAGGCCCCCCAGGGGUGUGAUGGAUGAGUUUCUAGAAGCAUUUGAUGGUGCCAAGUUUGCCAAGGCACCAGAGCUAAGUAUGGAUGACGACGAUGAUGAUGAUGACAUGAGCUUUGGGCUGCAGGAUGUGACUUCUGCAAAUGUAGCCCCAGAAGUUCAGGAAGAAGUUCCCAGUCAGAGCGCUUACCUCCUACUUACCCAGAAGGGUAAGGCGGACCUGGAGAAGGGUAAGGCCGACCUGGAGAAGGAUGAUAUCAACAAGCCUGCGUCUCGGGCCCCUCUCAUCCACUCGCCAGUUCGCGAACCGGAGAUGCUCGCUAAGGACACAGAGGGCCCCAAAACUGCUCAGAUGCCCAACCUGAGCACAGAAGCAGUGGUAGAGCUCCUGUACUGGCGCGAUGUCAAGACCUCGGGCGUGGUGUUUGGCGCUAGCCUCUCCCUGCUGCUCUCCCUGACACUGUGCAGCAUUGUCAGUGUCUCCUCCUACAUCGGUCUGGCUCUCCUCUCUGUCACCAUCUGCUUCAGGAUAUACAAGGGGAUCCUGCAGGCCAUCCAGAAGUCUGAUGAAGGGCACCCAUUCAAGCUGUACCUGGAUCAGGAUGUGGCUCUGUCAGAGGAAACUGUCCAUAAGUACAGCGACUGCGUUCUGACACGGUUCAACACAACAGUCACCGAGCUGCGUCGCCUCUUCCUGGUUGAAGACCUGGUGGAUUCCCUAAAGUUUGCUGUGCUGAUGUGGAUUCUCACCUAUGUUGGUGCCUUGUUCAACGGACUCACUCUCUUUAUUCUGGGUCUGGUUGGAAUGUUUAGCUGCCCCAUUGUCUAUGAGAAGUACAAGGUACAGAUUGACCAUUACGUGGGUAUGGCCAACAAGCAGGUUAAAGACAUUAUUGCAACGGUGCAGGCCAAAGUCCCAGGACUGAAGCGUGUGAAGGCAGAGUAAAGAAAAGAAAAUGAGCCAGUCCCUGAGACUUCCUAUGAGAGGGUGGAGGGGAGGGGGGCAUGCACCCCUGCUAUUUUCAAUCUCUUUUCAGUUCAUAAUUCCUUGUUCCCUGAAACACCCUGGGUUAUGUUAAAAAAAAUAUAUUAUUCACCAGCUCAAGUGUUCCCAACUUUUGAUGAACUAAAUUGAACAUGCUGAUCUAUCUGGCUUAAAAUGCUAGUUUGUGUGAAUAUGACAGAAAAAAAAAUAAGGCAUAUUAUUUUAAUCUUGCACUUGGACCUGACCAGUGAUGCGUUUUGAAAUAAAAUUGUGUUCCAUGAGCUGGUUCAUCUGUUCUCUCCCUUGAUGCAGUGUUCAGAAAUUGGAAUUGCAUUGUCUUUUUUGUAAUGAAGGAGGGUUAAUUGGUACCUUUGUGGAAACCUGAGUACCUGUCGUUAUUUGGUAUGAUAAAGUUAGUGGUGUUUGUGAUUUUACUGUUUUAUUGAUAGACUGUAGUUUCAAAGCUUCUAGCUCUCUUCAGUGGCUAUUGAGUGUGCUUGACACAAGGUGUUGACGUGUGUCAUUGUGCUUGACUAUGGUCUUUAAUGCCAGCAGGGCGAUAAUCCAUAGCACUUCAUGCUUCUGAGUAUUUCUAGCUAGAAACAUUUAGAACUUUGAGAACAUUUUAAUGAUCAUUUCACCUCAUGCAGCUGCCUAUUUAAACUCUGGAAGAACACGUUUACAAACAACUUAAGACAAAAAAAAUUAACAUACCAUCUGUGGACCCUAUCUAAAGCUGCAAAAUUAUGUAACAUGGAAACUUCAAGCAUUGUUUAUGCAAGUAAUUGUGAAUGAUACUUCAUACAAUUGUAAUGAACUCUUAUGAGAACUGUUUGUGGAAUGCAUUGUUAAAUAGAAACAAUUACAAUAAAGCUUAUAGAUGAA